CGCUCGGCUCCUUCCGGCUCGGACCCGGGCCAGCCGGGCUGGGGGCGAGUUGUGUAGGCGCGGCGGGACCCGGGGGACCGGGGGAGCAGGGAGCAUAGGGCAAUCGGGGAUUCUCGGGCCGGCAAAUGGGGUCCGGGGAAGCAGAGGCGCCGCGAGUCCGUGCGCCCCGCCCGCAGCGCCCUGGCCGGGCGGCGCGGGGCCUCCCCCUCCGGCACCUUCUGAUCGCCGCGGGCAGGAGGCGGGGAGUCGGCGCCGCUUAAAAGGCGCGGUCCGGCCGCCAGGUGAAGCCACCGGCGCCCGCGUCCCUCCGCGCUGCAGCCCGCGGCGCCCGGCCCCAAAGAACCCCGCCGACAGUGCCAGCCUCCCAGAAAAGAAGAUGGAUUGGAGCACGCUCCACACCAUCCUGGGUGGUGUCAACAAGUACUCCACCAGUAUCGGGAAGAUCUGGCUCACUGUCCUCUUCAUUUUCCGCAUCAUGAUCCUGGUGGUGGCUGCCAAGGAGGUAUGGGGAGACGAGCAGGCAGAUUUCACCUGCAAUACUCUGCAGCCUGGCUGCAAAAAUGUGUGCUAUGACCACUACUUCCCCAUCUCACACAUCCGGCUUUGGGCACUGCAGCUCAUCUUUGUGUCCACACCAGCUCUCUUGGUGGCCAUGCAUGUGGCCUACCGGAGACAUGAGAAAAAGCGGAAGUUCAUCAAGGGAGAGAUAAAGAGUGAAUUCAAAGACCUCGAAGAGAUCAAAAACCAGAAGGUCCGCAUCCAGGGCUCACUGUGGUGGACCUACACCAGCAGCAUCUUCUUCCGGAUCAUCUUUGAAGCAGUCUUCAUGUAUGUCUUCUAUAUCAUGUACGAUGGCUUCUACAUGAAGCGUUUGGUGAAAUGUACCAACUGGCCUUGUCCCAAUACCGUGGACUGCUUUGUAUCCAGGCCCACCGAAAAGACCGUCUUCACCUUUUUCAUGAUUGCCGUGUCCGGGAUCUGCAUCAUGCUCAAUGUCACUGAAUUGUGCUAUUUGCUCAUUAGGUAUUGUUCUGGAAAGUCAAAAAAACCGGUUUAAUGCCAUACCUAGCUAUUAGGUAAAUGAUAGCAUGAAAGGAAUAGGCAAUUUGUGCUUAGCUGUCAAGGUCAAGAUUAUCUUAAACACAGCCAUUCAAAAGUCUUUAGCUCUCCGUGAAACUUCAAAUGCUGCCAGUGAAAUGCUACUCACCUAAAGCUUCAAAGCCAAACGUUGACUCUUUUUUAUUAAUGGAAUUAAAACGUUCAAAGGAAACCCUGAACUUCCCAGGUUUCUAGUACAAGAUUCUUUGACAUCUUAGACAAAGGCUCUCUCUCCCUCCAUCCCUCUCUCCCUCUCUCUCUCCCUUCCUCCCUCCCUCUCUCUCUCUCUCUCUCUCUCUCUCUCUCUCUCUCUCCCUGUCCCCCCCUCUCUCUCUGCCCCUUCUUUUUUAUUUUAAGGAAAGAAGAGAAAAACCAGAUCUAAAGAAGAAAUUGACCGAGUCUUGGCCUCUCAUUUUAGUGUUCCUUUUGCUAAAUUUUCCUGAAUCAAAAUUAAACAGAGAAUCUUGUUUUAUUCCCCCCACCCCCACCUUGGGAAGUGUUGGUUUCUGACAGUGGGUAAGGGUAACUAAUUGCUUCAAACCUUGUUACGUGGUUUUAAGUGAAAACUUUAACAUAUGUUCUUUUGAUUUACAGAUGGGAACUAUUUUUUGUACCUUCUAUUUUAGAGGUUCAGAUUGUGUGUAGUAACCAACUUUUUGUACUUCCUAUUUCAGAGGUUCAGAAGUGAUGUGUAAUUAGAUGGUAUCAUUGAUUUUUAAAUAUAGCCUUUUGAUAAUGAAUUAUUUGUGGGGCACUGGCCCUUGCAUUAAUUGUGGUAUGCAGUCCAUGAGAACAUUCCAGCAUCUAUCAAGUGAAACAAAUUAAAAAAAAAUCUUAGCAAGAAAUUCUCAGCAAUUACUUAGAACUUAGUGGCCUCACCCCAAAUUUUAUGUACAAUUUUGUUCAAGGAACACCAGGGGCUGGAGAAAUAAUACAGCACUUGCCUCGAAAGUGGCUGAUCCAGAUUCUAUCCCCAGUAUCCCCUGUGGUUCCCCCAAGCACUACCAGGAGUAGUUUCUGAGCGCAGAGCCAGGAAUAACCACUGAGUCUCACUGGGUAUGGCCCAAAAUGUUUUUUAAAAAGGAAAAAGAAAUCCAAACUGGCUGCACUACCAACUCCUCCCAAUUACUGGCUGCUUCAGCCCCUCUUUACCUGCAACUUUAAUCUUUUUCAUUAGUUUGGUAAACUGAAUGGAAUCUCAUUAGAGAAGUUGCUUGGAGAUACCUUAUUGCCACAGUAUAGUUUAAUGGUACCAGAUAAAAUUGGGGGUGGGUGCAAGGAGUUACUAUUUUUAAAGGAUACAUGGUACUCUAAAUUCUGAUGACUGAAAAUGAAUUUCAUCUGUCACAAAAGUUUGCUUGCUUCCCUCUUGUGCAUUCACUGUUUUUUAAGUGAAGAUAGAAUUAAUAGAUAUUUUUUAAAUAGAAACCAAGGUUUUGGUGAAAUAUUUAGUAUUCUGUAGGAAAAAUGGAAUAUAUUGGCAUUAUGCUUGACAUACUUUUUAAAUAAUGGUACUUAAUAGACUUGAAUAAGGAUGAACAUUUUCUAUUGCCAAGAAUAGCAUUGUAAAAAAUAUUUUGUAAUAAUA
This is a messenger RNA of Sorex araneus (European shrew), 2686 nucleotides long. It is a transcript of the gene GJB2, whose product is annotated as gap junction protein beta 2. NCBI's taxonomy places the organism in Eukaryota, Metazoa, Chordata, Mammalia, Eulipotyphla, Soricidae. Gene Ontology annotation, cellular component: connexin complex. The transcript is spliced from 2 exons. Bases 377 to 1057 code for a protein of 226 amino acids. The record is from RefSeq and is a predicted model, not a curated record. Gene Ontology annotation, biological process: cell communication.